UUGAAAGUAUUUACAUAAGAACGCAAAAGCACUGUUGCAUUUUUAAAAACUAGGUCAAACUGGCUUAGAUCCGCAUUUUUCAUUACUAUAAGCAACCCACAAUGCAACAGAUAAUUCUUGGGUGUAGAUACUCCGUACGCAAUCAUGACCGAAUUCCACCUAUUUUCUCACUUUCUCACGCUUGUCGCUUGUUUUUCUCUGUUCUGUUGCGCUAGGUUUUCAAGUAUAGUUUUUUUUAACCAGCGAGUCCGUGAAUAUGACAGCGGACCGCAUCUUCCUAAGCCGUAAAAAUUUUGGUUAUCUGCAGUUGAUGUAAUAAUAAUGUUAUAACAAACAUUUACAGUUUAGUGAAGGUUAGUUUGAAAAAGUCGAAAAAGUUGAAGCUAAAUGGUGUAGCAAGUACAAACUACUAUAUAUUUUGAAUUUUUGUUAAUUUUCAAACCUUAUUAAAAAUGGGUAUUAUCAUUACAAAAUUUAGGAAAAAGAAAACCACCUACGAAAUUUUAGAGAAACUAGAAAAUGAAAUUCAGUCAAUUGAGGAGUUUAGGCGAAGCACGGAACAAACUCAAAAGAAAAUGGUGGGCCGUUUCAUAUUUAUAUCUAUCUGUGUCUACUGCCUGACAGCUCUUAUAUUUUACUUUUUUGUUCCUGCAACCGCUUAUGAAAGGAUAAUUUAUAUAGUACCACUAAUUAUAUUACCAAUGUUGUUGAUUCUUAUAAAACGAAUUUUAUCAUGGUAUUAUAAUAGAAAAAUUAAGAAAAACCAAAAGAAAUUGUCUAGUUUAAAGGAUGAAAAGAAAAAAAUUUUAGAAGAAGUUAUGGACAAAGAGACUUACAAAGUUGCCAAAACUAUUUUAGAAAAAUUUGCACCAGAGCAGAUUAAAAAAAAUUAUUCAACUGCAAUUAAUGAAAGUACCCCCGUUAAAAGUGGACCACUAGCUCCUGUGAAUUCUGCUGUUCAAAGUCAAGCAGGUUUAAGGUAUAGGGGUCAAUUUUCUUCCACUCCUAAUCAGCUGACUGUUGGAACGGCCAUAACGCCAAGGCCACGACUUACUUUUGCAUCUUCAGUUACUCCAGGGUUGCUCCCAAAACCACAGCCACAAAAUAUUGUACCAAGUUUAGGGCCUGCAGGACUCUCUGGCACACCUUUGCUGUUGCCAAGGGCUGUUUUGCCAAGAGAACGUUCUGUUUUAGAUAAAAUGGUAGACUAUCUUAUUGGGGAUGGACCUUCCAAUAGAUAUGCACUAAUUUGUAAAAAUUGUUCUAGUCACAAUGGAAUGGCUCUAAAGGAAGAAUUUGAUUAUCUUUCAUUUAGAUGUUGUUAUUGUUCUGCAUUUAAUCCUGCCCGUAAAAAGCGACCUAUUGCCCCCAAGCUAGAUACAACACUUUCUAUUAAAAACAAACAGUCAGAUGUAUCUGACUCCGAUAGACAUUCACAAAGUGAUACAGAAUCAGAAUCAGAAUCUGCUGCUCCUAUAAUAACAGAACCAUAUAGUGAUUCACAGGAUGAACAUGAACCUCAGGUUCAUGAGACAGCGACGAGUUUAUCAGAUUCUGAUAAAUUAUCAGACUUUGACAUUAAAAACUCAGACACAGAGUCAUCUGCCAUGGAAGUUGAUACAACUUUGUCACCUACAGAAGAAAACACAAUUAGAAAUAGUGACACCACACAUGAGAGUCAUGUUGAAUCUGUAACAGCUGAAGAACCAAAACAACAAGACUGACAAACAAAAGUUGUCUUAUUUAAAAUCUCUGUUAAAAAAAAAGAGAAUGUUUACUUUAUUAAGUUGAUUUUUUCUUUGUGUGUAACUGUGAAAGUACAAAUCCUAAAUAAGAAAAUCUGCUGGUCAACUUCCCUUUUACAGUUAUAUCUAAUGAGAAAAUCAAUUUCAUACAGUUAAUGUUGUCUUUGUAUGUAUGUGUAAAGGGGAACUUGACGUCACUGAGAUCGUUUUUUUGUGGGUUUUGUACUGUAUUCACACGUUCUAUUUAUUGUUGUCGUAUAUAGGGAAGUGCGUUGUUUAAUUUAUAUCUUUACUUAAUGUAAAUAACCGUUUUGCUUUUUAUUUAACCCAGUAGACACAACUUUGAUAUUUUAAUUCAACUAGAAUGAAUAACAGGUUAUGGAUUGUGAUAUUGGAAUGUUUUUUUUUUGUUUACAAUUAGGUGCCUUUCUGCAUUUUAUACAAUUCUCAAUAAAGCUUAUUACUUCUGGAAA
Messenger RNA from Zophobas morio, 2218 nucleotides. It is a transcript of the gene Lnpk, whose product is annotated as endoplasmic reticulum junction formation protein lunapark-B. Gene Ontology annotation, biological process: endoplasmic reticulum tubular network organization. NCBI's taxonomy places the organism in Eukaryota, Metazoa, Arthropoda, Insecta, Coleoptera, Tenebrionidae. Bases 453 to 1724 code for a protein of 423 amino acids. Gene Ontology annotation, cellular component: endoplasmic reticulum tubular network. The record is from RefSeq and is a predicted model, not a curated record. The transcript has 6 exons.